AUGAAUUUUGACCGACAGAAGAAGAUUGCGGAAAAUCGAGCCAAAGCUCUAGAGCGUAUUAGAGAUAGGCAAAGAAGAAUCAAAGAUGCCGGUAGACAAGUUACAUCAGCUACGACAGCUGAAAAUGUGGUAGCAAAUCCGUUAACGGCAGCUCAGCGUGCUAUUAUUGAGCGAAAUACACUGAAUGCUCAAGAACGAAGGAAUAAGAAUAAUAAGAAAGGACCGGUGAUGGAGUCUGGAGGAGAUAAGCCAGACAUUCUAGAUGAAGUGCGAUUUUCUCAUCAUCAACAGGCGAAGCAUAUUGAGGCAUUACCGAGGAAGCCCGGCCAAUACAUACGGCCAUCUAUUAGGAAAUCGGACUAUAUUGAGUACGAUUUCUCGACGAUGAAGGACACUUUUGGAGGUUUUUUAUCAGAUGACAAGGGAAAUAGUUCAAUAGAGGCUGAGGAGAAGACUUUGGAAGACUGGAAGAAGCAACAGGAAGAGAAGGAUGCACUAAAUCCUCUCGGACCUGCACCUCCUCCAUUAGAUAUAGCAAAUGCACCUACGUGCUUUGAAUGUGGAUCUAUAGAUGUAGAUAAGAAGCUUUUAGAAGUGUUCAAAUGUCGAGUUUGCCGGAAAUGUGAAGAGAAGUUUCCGGAAAAGUACUCGUUGCUCACUAAAACAGAGUGCAAAGAGGACUAUUUUCUGACAGAGCCGGAGUUGGCAGACACAGACUUGUUUCGGAGAAUAGUAAAAGAAAACCCUCAUAGUGGUACAUUCUCCAGGAUGCAGUUGUUUCUACGGUAUCAGAUCGAGGAGUAUGCGUUUAAAAAAUGGGGAGGAGUAGACAAUCUUGAUAAGGAAUGGUUGAAGAGAGAAGGAAUGAGAAAGAACCGACGAGAAAAGAAGUUCAAUACCAAAUUGAAUCAGAUGCGACGUAAGCUUCGUGCUCAGGAGAUUACAAGGAAGAUUAGGGGUGAUAAAGGAGUUAGGCACCAGCAUGACUGGAGCGCUCCAGUAAAGGUGGGUGGAGAUGACCCCCAUCUCUACAAGAGAAGAUGCAUGGAAUGUGGCAUGGAGGUGGAGGAGAUAAUAAUGUAA
Messenger RNA from Brettanomyces nanus, 1083 nucleotides. RefSeq lists its product as uncharacterized. NCBI's taxonomy places the organism in Eukaryota, Fungi, Ascomycota, Pichiomycetes, Pichiales, Pichiaceae. The transcript is spliced from 2 exons. Gene Ontology annotation, molecular function: damaged DNA binding. Gene Ontology annotation, biological process: UV-damage excision repair; nucleotide-excision repair, DNA damage recognition; base-excision repair. Gene Ontology annotation, cellular component: nucleotide-excision repair factor 1 complex. The record is from RefSeq and is a predicted model, not a curated record. The coding region runs from base 1 to 1083 and encodes 360 amino acids.